UCGUAGUACAGUACUCCAAAACACGAAAAUGAUAACAAAAGCUUUUUCAAAAUUUAGCCAAGAUCUCAUUUCUGUUUUUAGCCCAUUCGACCGUUUGUUUAAUUGUGCAACUACGAGUACAUCUUACUUUCAAUUUUCUUUUUCCAAAUCAUUGAAUGCGCUCCCUCUCCUUCCUCCCUUCCCUCUCUCUCUCUCCCUCUCUCUCUCUCUCCACCGCUGAGUUUUCGAGAUUUGCAAUAGGCACCUGAAACUUCUCCUCCUACACUAGAUCCAACCCAACUUUCUACUCUUCCCCAAUAUACUCCCACUGUACUCUCUUUUCUCCAGAUCCACUGCAUUCAAUUCUCCAUUUCUGAUCCCUAAUCAAUUUCUACAAUGGGGUAUAGAGCAGAUGAUGAUUAUGAUUAUUUGUUCAAAGUUGUGUUGAUUGGAGAUUCUGGGGUUGGAAAAUCUAACCUGCUUUCCCGAUUUACUCGUAAUGAGUUUAGCCUUGAGUCUAAAUCCACCAUUGGUGUUGAGUUUGCUACUCGGAGUAUUCGUGUUGAUGAUAAAGUUGUUAAAGCUCAAAUUUGGGAUACUGCUGGCCAAGAAAGGUACCGUGCAAUUACUAGCGCUUAUUAUCGUGGUGCUGUUGGUGCACUACUUGUCUACGAUAGCACUCGUCACGUCACAUUUGAGAAUGUAGAGAGAUGGUUGAAAGAACUCCGAGAUCAUACAGAUUCUAAUAUUGUGAUCAUGCUUGUGGGGAAUAAGGCAGAUCUACGGCAUUUACGCGCUGUUUCCACUGAAGAUGCACAAACAUUUGCUGAGAAAGAAAAAACCUUCUUCAUGGAAACCUCUGCCCUUGAAUCAUUAAAUGUCGAAAAUGCUUUCACAGAGGUGCUUACUCAAAUAUAUCGAGUUGUCUGCAGAAAAGCUCUGGAAGCUGGUGAUGACCCUGCUGCUGUGCCCAAAGGACAAACCAUUAAUGUGAAGGAUGAUGUAUCUGCAGUGAAAAAAGUUGGAUGCUGUUCAACAUAAUCCUGGGAGUUGAUAGAGUUUGAGGAGGUGGUAAAGCUGUGUAAUAUUGGGGUGUUACUGGAAGCAUCAAAUACACAUUAGAGCUUGUUUGCACGAUUUAUUUAGCUUCUGGAAAAUUGUGGUCUUGCCUGUUUUCUUUACAGCUCAAGCCCCAAGAGUUGGUUUCCUUGAUCGGAUGAGAUCUGCAUUUCUGCUUCCAUCUCACCUUAACAAGAUCUUUCUCAUAUCUAAGCUGUACUAUUGUUCAAUAUUUUCGUUUUACAAUUAAAUGUAAUAUCUUAAGAUUAAGGUUACUUUAUAUUUCACCUAUUAAGCUUCUGCUUUUUACAUGGAGCCAAUAAUUUAACUUGGAUAUUUUCAUAUUAUCAUUUAUCUGGAUUUGGUUGUCCUGCCUAUAAGGAUUCAGAAGUAUUCUUGACUCA
This is a messenger RNA of Chenopodium quinoa (quinoa), 1442 nucleotides long. Its product is annotated as ras-related protein Rab11B. The record is from RefSeq and is a predicted model, not a curated record. Gene Ontology annotation, molecular function: GTP binding; GTPase activity. Gene Ontology annotation, cellular component: endosome. Bases 376 to 1020 code for a protein of 214 amino acids. The transcript is spliced from 2 exons. NCBI's taxonomy places the organism in Eukaryota, Viridiplantae, Streptophyta, Magnoliopsida, Caryophyllales, Amaranthaceae.